Anopheles darlingi is the source of this 1104-nucleotide messenger RNA. RefSeq names its product mediator of RNA polymerase II transcription subunit 8-like. Gene Ontology annotation, molecular function: RNA polymerase II cis-regulatory region sequence-specific DNA binding; transcription coregulator activity. Gene Ontology annotation, biological process: regulation of transcription by RNA polymerase II. The transcript has 2 exons. The record is from RefSeq and is a predicted model, not a curated record. The coding region runs from base 138 to 893 and encodes 251 amino acids. Lineage: Eukaryota; Metazoa; Arthropoda; Insecta; Diptera; Culicidae. Gene Ontology annotation, cellular component: mediator complex; core mediator complex.
AGAAGGAAAUCUCUGAAGGCCGGUUGAGGAUGGUGUAAUUUCCCUCGUCAUUUGCGCUUUUUCCCGUGAUUUACCCCUGUCGUGAUAAAGAGUGAUAAAGAAUCUCUCCCCUCAAAAAGCACACGACUGACUGCAUAAUGCAGCGCGAGGAGAAACAACUGGAGAUGCUGCUCGAUGCAGCGAUCAGCCGGCUGAACGAACUGAAGGUUUCCAUCAGUACGAUGAUACACCGAGUGGAGACGGAAUCGGAAUCGAUAUACUGGCCAACGUUUCUGGACAACUUUGCGCUCAUCUCGGGCCAGCUGACGGGUUUGAUGAAGCUACUGAGUGGUGAGAUUGGGACGCCGCUACGGAAUCUGGCUGUGCUGCCGCUGAUGCUGUCACUGGAGCGGGACGAAACGCUGCUGCAGCUGACCGAGGGCCGCAUACCGGUGUUUUCGCACGAGCUAGCCCCGGACUACCUGCGUACCAAGCCGGAUCCUGGAGCCGAGAGCCGGCUGGCGGCACACGAGGCGAAGGCGAACAAUCUCCUGCACGAAGCGGCCAUCAAGCAGGCGGCCCAGUUCGCCAAGGUGAUCGCCCACGUCUGGGACAUACUCGGAAAGGCGAAAGAGGACUGGGAAAGCGAAUCGUCGUCCCGGCCCGGCAUUCAACAGACCAGCUCGAUGGCGGACACGCAGGCCCUGGUGGCUGCUGUCGGUCUCGGUGCUGGGUUGGCCGUUCCGCCACAGGUCGGGCCCGGUAUGGGCCCAGGAGGCAUCAUGAUCCCGCCAAACAUCCGCCAAAACUCGCCGCUCAGCGCAAUCUCACCUUCCGGGGCGCCACUCGGCAAAAUGCCGUCCGGCAUCAAGACGAACAUCAAGUCGGCCAACCAAAUCCAUCCCUACCGCUAGGGAUACAUCCUCCAUAUAUAUAAGUAUAUAUAUACACACACACACUAGUACAUUGUUCCUUACAUUAAUUCAUGCACCAUGUAGUGCAUAAAUGAAGUGCCCCCCUUCAUUCGGCUUUGUAAACACCCUUCACCCGCGGAAUGUAUAAAAAGCGACUUCAAUAAACUGUACCUCCGUGGGAAAGCGGAAGGUACACAGGCGACACUGCAGC